UUCGGGUUGGUGUUUGGGUCGAGCAGACACCUUUAGCAGAAGACCACACAAUGACAACCACAACAAUCGCGACGUCAGUGGGGAUGCAGCUGUUUUAAGCUUCGCGUGGCCAUGAAGGCCGUGGAACUCAGCAGGACUGCUACCUGAGAGACGCAAAUAGUUGAGUUGAACCUGCAGCCCGGUGUUUCGUGCGCGUUGAAUUUGUUCGAGGCAACACCAGGCGACGCCUUGGUUAGUGCUCCAUUCAAGGACGUUUCAAUGGUCGCAGAUUCUCACAGUGCAAGGUGUCAACUAUGUCGAAAGCAUCCAAAACCUGCCCAAGGCCUAGAUCAGGUAUCCCCAAGCUAAGGCCAUCGAUCAGUUCAGAGCAGAAGAGGCGGUCAGCUCCCCCUGACGGUUUUGUCAACAACUUGGACGCUGUUUUUCGACAACAAAAUGAUGAUGACAAAUACCUUACUAAAAGAGUCAUUCUCCAUGCAAGAAAGACUGGACAACUCAACUUGGCAGGGAAGGGACUUGCUACUGUUCCUGCGCGAGUUUGGGCACUAGAAGAGGCAGAAGAAGAAAUCAAAAGAAUUGAUCAAACAUUUUUGAAGUCUGAACUAGAUGAGCACACUGAAGACGAGGAAGCUGAUGUCCGAUGGUGGGAGAAAAAGGCUCUUGCUCUGUUAGAUCUCAGCUGCAACCAUAUUGCCAUUAUACCAGCUGAUAUUAAAAAGUUAGAGUUUCUGACAACUCUUGAUCUUCAUGAUAAUAACAUUGGAGUUCUGCCUGAAGAAAUUGGUAGUCUUGGCCGUCUCGAAAAACUGGACCUAAGCCACAAUAAGCUUAAAAAACUGCCUAAAAGCUUCUAUGACCUGGGAGAACUUAGAGUUCUCUCCCUUGCCCAUAAUAAAAUUGAUGAACUCUCAGAAGACUUGGGCAAUCUCUAUCGACUGGAAUCUAUUGACAUAUCACACAAUGAGCUGUCAUCCAUACCUCUCGGUAUUGGAUUUCUCACCGCUUUAUUAAAACUAGAUGCAUCCCACAAUCAUUUGACAGAGGUACCACCAGAACUGUCCGGCCUUAUGGGACUUACCCAGCUGAUAUUAAGCCACAAUGAGCUUGGUAGUGUGCCUCCUCUCGGUGAACUGCGUAAACUCCAGCUUCUUCAUUUGCAAGACAACCGCUUGGAAACAAUGCCUGAUGUGGCGACAUGUUCAUGUCUUCGUGAGUUAAGCCUCUCAGCCAAUCAAAUCAGUGAGAUCUAUGGGGAAAUGCUUCAUCACUUGGGCCACUUGCGAGUCCUCAAUUUGCGAGAAAAUAAGAUCGAACUAAUUCCAGAGGAAAUGACUCACAUGCAAGGACUGGUGCGAUUAGACUUGGCCAACAACAACAUAGAAGACGUGCCGUCGUGCAUCGGUUUCUUGCCCCAGCUCCAGAUUCUGGCUCUGGAAGGCAACCCCCUGAAAAAGAUCCGGCAAGACAUGCUGCACUGCGGGUCGGCGCGACUGCUUCGCAUGCUGCGCGGCCAGUCCGACCCGAACCAGCAGUCGCCUCGCGCCAAGGUCAACCUGCCUCGCCAGGAGAAGUCUGCCCUGCCGGACAAGUAUCGCAUGAGAGGGAGCCGAGCCUUGAGUCUGGGCAUGCAGGGGCUGAAGGAGGUCCCGGAGGCCCUGUUCGACGACGCCGCGGAGGCCGAGGUGGAGUCGGUGGACCUGUGCAAGAACCUGCUGACGGCUGUGCCCCCGAAGCUGACCGUGCUGGCCGGCACGCUGACGGAGCUGAACCUGAGCGACAACCGCCUGGCCGCCAUCCCGGACGGCGUGCUGGGCGCGUGCAAGAAGCUGCACUACAUCGAUCUGCAGCAGAACGCGCUGUCCGCCCUGCCCGCCGACCUGGCGGACCUGACGCACCUGCGCGAGAUCAACAUCGCCUACAACAAGUUCACCGAGCUGCCCAAGGUGCUGGAGGGCAUGCCGGGGCUGGAGAUCGUGAACGCGCGCGACAACAAGGUGACCGUGGUGGACGCGCUGCUGCUGGCGACGCUGCCGCGGCUGGCCGUGCUGGACCUGACCAACAACGACAUCAACCAGGUGCCGCCCGAGCUGGGGCUGCUGUCGGGGCUGCGCGCGCUCAGCCUGGAGGGGAACACGUUCCGCAUCCCGCGCCACGAGGUGCUGGCCAAGGGCACGGCCUGCGUGCUCGGCUACCUCCGCGACCGCAUCCCCGCCGAGGAGCUGGCCGCGCUCAGGGCCAGGCUGGCCGCCGCCGCGGGCACGGCCUCGGGGACGGCGCCGGGCAUGCUCGUCGACCCGCCGCGCCAGAACAGCUACACGUCGCACAUCGUGUUCUAGCGACGCCGUCGAGGUGCGUCCACUUUAAUUUGGACCCGAAAACGCGCGAGACGUUUGCCUGGUGACCGCGAGGCCCGCGACGUCAGGUCGAGGGCCUCGCAGCCACGAGCUCACAGACAGCCUUAAAGAAGGCGCCUUCCAAGCGGCGGAGUUGCUAUAAGGUCACGCUGCAAACAAAAACAAAACAAAAAAGUUACUCGGGUCAUGGGAGUUCAAGUCACAUGAAUAGUUCUGUUAAUCACCCAUGCUGAUGCACUUCGUACCUGCUAUACCUGCUCAGGAAAUAUGCUUUGCCUAUUUUAGCUUGGAAUCCCCGUAAUCCACUCGUGUGGUGUGUCAUGACUUUGUUUGAAAUGUCAAAAUACUGUACCUCUAGUCCUCUUUUUAUGUAUACACCAUAACACUGGCCUCCAAUACGGCUGAAUGUGAAUGUUUAAACUGCAAAUGAUUUUUAUUUUGCACUGUAUUCCAAAAGAAAAUAAGCCGAUAUGUUGCUGUAGGAGUUUUUUUUGCGUUAGUUGUAUGGUUUUCUUCAGCCGAACCGUACGAGAACCCAAAUGAUAUUUUAUUGAGCGCCGCAACCUGUUGACAACAAUUUGUACCUGAAUUUCGUUGCACUACAGAUGCUAACCUGUCACCACGCGACAGAGAGACAACCUUUACGCGCAGCCCGUUCGACGUGAACGGUGUCUGUGUAGCUUUCCCUUUCUCGUUGAAAAGAAAAGUACUUCACAGAGUGUGGUCCAAAGAAAUAAACGUGUAGUUCGCAUUUGAUGUGCAGCUGGUGCCAAUAAGUAUAUAGCAAGUUUUUAAAAGAAAAAAACAAAUUAGUAGAUUUUUGAAAAGGAAAAAGACAGUUCCUCCCUACUCACGUACAAACCCAAUAGGGAUAGAAUAGAGUCUAUUUUCUUUUUCUGUUAUCGCCGUGUUUAGAAAUUCGUCUUGUAUUUUUAAGGUCGACUUUUUACCAUGUCGUAUGGGUGCUGGUAUAAAAAGAUAUUAUUCUAUUGUUUUUAUUUUUUGUUUGUUUUUUACUCGUUUUUUUUUGUCUUGCUUUUUAGUUGUGAUUAUUUUAGUUACCAACGUUAGUACAAAUAUUAUUUUGCUUCAAUUUAGGCUUCUUAUGUUUAUUACUUUUAUGUUUGCUUUAGUUUUUCCUUAGCUGUAAGGAAAUGAUGAAGGAGUGGUGCUAUGAUUCAGUAUUCUAGAACACAUUGGAUGUUAAUCGGAGUGAUGAUACUGUGAUUGAUGGAGCUGAAGGGAGAUUGAAUGAGCCCGUUUUGUGGACUGAGGUUCGUACCCGGCACUUUUUAUGUUGUCAAUUUUCACGUUUUAUCGAUAUUCUUCUUGUGUCUUUCUCUGUGGAAUUCCGCAACUUGCUUUUUAGUCAUUAUCUAGUACCGCGUUUUUCCUAGUCAAGAGCAUAUCUGCUAACGGUGUACCUCAACGUUUACAUUUUAAGACCUACCUUUAUGCAUGCUUUACUAGUCUACUCCAGUACCUAGGGCACGGUUGUGGUUUUUUUGGGCUCUAUUUCCCGGUAGGCUUAUUUUACUGUGUUUUAUUGUGGUGUGAUGGAAACCUACUGUACCCAUAGUUUUUUUCUAGUGUUUUUUAAUCACUGUACCUGGAAAAUGUCAUCUUUGAUUAUGAUUCUGUCGAAUUAUAGAAAAAGGACACUUCA
Messenger RNA from Thrips palmi, 4020 nucleotides. Its product is annotated as leucine-rich repeat-containing protein 40-like. Gene Ontology annotation, molecular function: protein binding. Lineage: Eukaryota; Metazoa; Arthropoda; Insecta; Thysanoptera; Thripidae. The coding region runs from base 294 to 2336 and encodes 680 amino acids. The record is from RefSeq and is a predicted model, not a curated record. The transcript has 10 exons.